AUGAGCUCUCAGCCCUACACUGCCGGUCUUCAUCAAUCCAGUACUCAGAGUCAUCGCCAAGCGGCUCCGAAGCGGCCGUUACCCAACCGUGCCGAUGAGCCGCCAAAAAGAGCGCUUAUCGGUCAAAACGGUCAAAACACACCUUCGGGUGGCGGGACGCCAAACAGCACCGGAAACGCUGAAGUGGAUGUAAAACAACAGUUACUUAACUAUCAAAAAAUAUUCGAUCAUGCCUCAUAUCCAUUCAUUAAUGAUGUUUCUGCCUACGAGAAGUUAAGUAAAAUUGGACAGGGAACGUUCGGGGAAGUAUUUAAAGCACGAUGUAAAACAACGGGUCGAAUGGUAGCCCUUAAAAAGAUUUUGAUGGAAAACGAAAAAGAAGGUUUCCCUAUAACAGCUUUAAGAGAAGUAAAAAUGUUGGAACAACUCAAACAUCAGAAUAUUACCGAUUUAAUUGAAGUUUGCAGUGCGAAGACAGGUUCAACAUCGACGUCUAAAGAUCGAACGACGUUCUAUCUUGUAUUCGCAUUCUGUGAACACGAUCUGGCUGGUCUGUUAUCAAAUCCAAAAGUAAGGAUGUCGUUAGUUCAUAUCAAAACAAUGAUGAAGCAUUUAAUAACUGGAUUGAAUAAAUUGCAUCGGAGUAAAAUUCUACACAGAGAUAUGAAGGCAGCGAAUGUACUGAUAUCAAAAGAAGGAGUACUCAAGUUAGCCGAUUUUGGAUUGGCGAGGCCGUUUGUGCAGAGAGAAAACCCAAACCAUCCCCGACCUCUUUACACAAAUCGUGUUGUUACUCUUUGGUAUCGUCCGCCAGAACUUCUUCUCGGUGAUCGGGCAUAUGGUACAAAAAUUGAUGUGUGGGGCGCUGGAUGUAUUAUGGCUGAAAUGUGGACACGGCAGCCGAUUAUGCAAGGAGAUACCGAGCAGAAGCAACUCACGCUGAUCUCAGCUCUCUGUGGAUCAAUUAAUCCAGAGGUUUGGCCAAACUGUGUGAAAAUGCCGCUCUACUCUGCUAUGGCCGCCGAACCAAACUCAGCUCUCCCACAAGGAAAAGGAAGAUGCUUGAAAUUAAAAAUACGGCAUCUCAUGAAGUUUGAUUCAGCAGACGGAAAACCACAAUCGGAUCCAUAUGGAAAGAAAACGAAUGACCAAGUACCAUCGGACGACGAUGCAAUGAAUCUUCUCGAAAACUUGUUGGCAAUCGAUCCAGAUAGACGACCGACAGCCGAUGAAGCAGAAGAUGAUAUUUGGUUUUACAAGGAUCCAGUACCACGAGCAAAUGUCGGAGAUUUGAUGGAUACCAUACCGACAUCCCAAUUCGAGUAUACAGUUGGAAAAGGAGCACACGCCGGGCGCGGACGUCAUCACAAUAAUCCACAAAGACCUCAUCAAGCUCCUCGGCAAUCGAAUGCAAUUCCAGCUGGACAAUAUCGUGAUACGAUAUUCUGA
Molecule: messenger RNA, 1449 nt
Organism: Caenorhabditis remanei
Lineage: Eukaryota; Metazoa; Nematoda; Chromadorea; Rhabditida; Rhabditidae
Exons: 10
Coding region: 1-1449 (482 amino acids)
Biological process (GO): protein phosphorylation
Cellular component (GO): nucleus
Molecular function (GO): ATP binding; cyclin-dependent protein serine/threonine kinase activity
Source: RefSeq, a predicted model, not a curated record